AGCAAGGAGAUUGGUCUGUAGUCUCCAACCAUGGAGGGACUCUUGACCUUAGGUAACGGUCGAACUGCGGAUUUCCACAGACUAGGAAAGACAUGAUUAAUGCUGAAAUUAAACAAGUGAAUCAGUAAAGGCAAUACGUACGGAAGAGCUGACAGAAUAAGCCUAAGAUGCCAUCUAGACUAACAGCAGCCGAUUUGUUGUCUCGUAAGGCAUAGAGAAUGUCCUGCGAGAAAACAGGAUUCUAGUAAAAAUUAAGGUUAUUAUAAGUAGCUCUCCGAGGUAAAUUGCACCUGGAGGUGACUCCGGAGCAGAGGACACAAGAGAAAAACUUGUUUAACUCCUCAACUCAGAAGAGGAAUCUACGAUCUUCAGAUUUCUGUUGAACGAGACCUAGAUGUCUCAGCCUCUUCAAAAUAGCAGCAGGGUCUCUUAGGUUGCUAAAAGCAGAGUAAUAGUGCUGAUGCUUUGCUGCACGCACCGCACUCUGCGCUUUGUUCCUCAGUAUUUUAUAAGACUCAUAAUUUUUGUCCGUCCUGCAUUUUUUCCAUCUUCUUCGAGCAAGAUCGCGGCCUUCAUAAUAUUCUUGAUGUUGUUAUUUAAACCAGAGUACAAGAAGGUGCUUCGGGCGAAUAGUCUACGGGGCAUGCACAUCAUAGCAGCUCAACAGUAAAUUAUUGAAUAAUUUGAUUUUGCUGUCAAUAUCAUUUGCCUGCAACACCGGCUCCCAGUGCUCAAGAUCCUCCAAAAAGCGGCCACCAUCGAAGUUGCGAAAGUCUCUCACCCUGACAGCCCCCCUCUCACGAGGGUCAACCUUGACUCUGUAUGUGAGUUGAGAGAGCUUGCAUUAGCGCUAAAGUCGAAGAACGGGGACAGAUGAGUGCGUUUGAUAAAAAGUGCUAGCCGAUUUCCCUUACUCUUCGCCUCACGUGCGACUCUCAGUCGCUCGACUUUUCGUCGAAGAAAAAUCUGCAGCAAUCUGCAGUACCGACAUCGAAUAUAAAUUAUUUUUAUUGCAUGAAAAUUGUGGAAAUCUUGAAAGAAACAGAAGCGGAUACGAAAAAUUUAUUUGGACGUUAUGGCUCUCAGAGGAUGAAGGAUUGGCAGGAGAUCUUACGAUUAUAUGAGAAAGAUAAUAUAUAUCUUGCCGAAGCUGCGCAAAUGUUCAUGAGAAAUGUCAAUUACGAGAUCCCCAGUAUUAAGAAACAGAUACAGAAGUUGGAACAAUUAUUAACUGAAUUGGAAAAGAAAGAAGCAGAAUAUAAAAAAUCAGAAAAUAUCGCGCAUACGGAGUACAACGCUCUAUGUAAACAAUUAGGUAUAAAUGGCUAUAGUACAAUCAGAUGCGAGUUAAUGGACAAGGUGAAAGAGUUGCCGGAAAUUUAUCAGAAAGUGGCUGAGAAAACGAAGAGUUUGGACAAGGUUGUGGAAUUUUAUAGCGCAUUUGUUGAAUUCACUUCCGGCCAACAAUACGACAGUGAUUGUGUGUCGAUGAUUAAAUAUGUCAUUGAAAAGGGAAACACAACCACGUUUGAGUACACUUACGGAGAGGUACCAGUAUCGAUAAUUGAACCGCCAUUAUGUAUGCAAAUUGAUGAAGCUGAAAGUAAUGAGAGGUCUAGUGUAGAUGACGUCAUUGAUUUUGGUAAUUUAAAUCUGGAUGGAGAGAUUGAUUUUGGCGAGAAAAUUGAUUUAGAUGCAGGAGGUGAUAUUGAUUGGGGAGACAAAGGUGUAGAACAAUCUGCCGCGGGAGAAUUAGAUUAUAAUAUUUGUCUGGAGGAAUCUGGUAUAGUCGUGGAAGCGGCGGGUCACGAAGGCGGCAUAGCUACAGGAUCCGAGGCGUAUACGAUAUUAGAUAAUCCUUUAAUGAGAUCCGAAUUUAUCAAUCAGCUGUUUGAGCUGGAAGCAUUUAUGAAGUUACGUCUAUACGAAUUUAAAAGCGACGAUAAGAAUAAUCUUCUCAAUUUUAGUCAGAUGCAGGAUGCUUCAUCUGUUUUACAACUUUCUACUAUAGAGACUACUCAGAACAUGCUGGAUAAUGUUCAAGUUAUUCUCUCUGAGAUAUUGCAUAGCAAUGUCCAACACUUACAUAACAUCAAACAUUAUUCAAGGUACGUGGAUGUAGUGGCUACUACUUUAAAGCAAAAAUUGAAUUUGAUCGAUAGAAUGGUAACACAUCAAGAAUCUGUGCGACAGAAGCAAAAUGAUAUACAGAAUCAAAUCGAUAAGUUACGUCCGCUAUUAAAACUCAUUAUACGGAGAACUAAGGAACUGCAAACAGAGAUAGAGCAAGACAUUUCUAAGAAGUAUAAGAAUAGGAUGGUGUAUUUAACUGGGGGUGUAAAUACGUUGUAGGUAUCAGAUAAUGGAGAAAAAAAUUGUUAAAUUAUAUGUCAAAUGUAAAUAACAUCUAUUUGUAAGAUAAAAAUUGCUAUUGUAUAAUAUAUA
Messenger RNA from Solenopsis invicta (red fire ant), 2445 nucleotides. Its product is annotated as CDK5RAP3-like protein. Lineage: Eukaryota; Metazoa; Arthropoda; Insecta; Hymenoptera; Formicidae. Gene Ontology annotation, cellular component: endomembrane system. Gene Ontology annotation, biological process: regulation of cyclin-dependent protein serine/threonine kinase activity; regulation of mitotic cell cycle. The record is from RefSeq and is a predicted model, not a curated record. The transcript has 8 exons. The coding region runs from base 1015 to 2352 and encodes 445 amino acids.